Capronia epimyces CBS 606.96 is the source of this 360-nucleotide messenger RNA. RefSeq lists its product as uncharacterized. The coding region runs from base 1 to 360 and encodes 119 amino acids. Gene Ontology annotation, cellular component: membrane. Gene Ontology annotation, molecular function: transmembrane transporter activity. NCBI's taxonomy places the organism in Eukaryota, Fungi, Ascomycota, Eurotiomycetes, Chaetothyriales, Herpotrichiellaceae. The record is from RefSeq and is a predicted model, not a curated record. The transcript is spliced from 2 exons.
AUGACCUCCGAAAAGUCUCCCCAUGAGGCGUCCGGAGUGACCGCCAAUGGACCUCCAACGAAGCUCUUUCUCGAUCGCAGUAAUCUCGGAAACGCCAGAACAGCCGGGCUGGCCGAAGAUACGCACCUGACGGGAGACCAGUACAACUUACAGUUGACCCUGUACUAUGUCAUGUUUGCCCUCUUCGGAGCCAUCAUGACCGUCUUUACCAAAGUUUGCUCAGCCAAGAUCAGUCUGCCUUACAUGAUGCUGACCUUCGGCAUUGCGUCCGCCUGUACAGCUGCAGCCAGAAACUUUGGGCAGCUGUCUACAUGUCUCAUCUUGGUGGGCACCUUUGAGUCUGGCUUUCUGGCAUCGUAA